AUGGGCAAUCAGGAGGUUAUCAUCAUCGGUGCUGGAGUCGUCGGCCUCACCUUGGCACAUGGACUCAAGAAAGAAGGCAUUCCAUUCCAGAUUUUCGAGCGCGACGAGAGCGUGUCAGCAAGAGGUCAAGGUUGGGCCAUCACGAUUCACUGGGCGUUGCCGUACCUCAAGCAGUUACUCGAGCCACAAGUUCUCCAGAAAAUCGACGGCGUUCAAGUAGAUCCUGCACAAGGUCGACAGGACAAGGGCAACUUUCUCUUUCUCAAUCUCUCCAACUGUGAGACCAAAUUCCGCAUACCACCGUCGGACCGGAGGAGAGUCAAUCGAGAGAAGCUGCGCGCAGUCCUGCUCGAAGGUGUGAAAGACCAGGUGCAGUGGUCGAAACGAUUAGUUGGUGUAGAGCCCGCGUUUGCUGGUCAAGGCAUAAAGGCGCUGUUCGCCGAUGGAACCUCUUCAACUGGAGCUCUCCUGGUGGGAGCUGACGGGAGCAAUUCAGCAGUACGCAAAUUCUUACGUCCAGACGACUAUCACAACAGACAGCUUCCGAUUCGCUUUGUGGGCACAGGCGUCGACAUGACGGAAGACCAAGUUAGACCUCUUAGAUCACUCGAUCCUUUACUGUUCCAAGGCUGCCACCCGGACACCUCGUGUUUCAUGUGGGUAUCGAUGCUCGAGGUCCCCGAGAUCAACGGAACAGCAGGCACGGCGGAUGAACGAUACCGGGUUCAGCUAAAUCUCUCGUGGCCCGUCAAAGGGCCUCAAGAUGAAGUCAAGGCCACAAAUGGCGAUCGACUUCAAGACAUGAAGAUGCGGGCAGCACCAUUUGCCCCGGUCCUCAGAAAUGCCGUUGAGUCGAUCCCUGAAGGUUCGACGGUUCUCGAGAUUAAACUGGCCGAUUGGCCGUGUCUGAAGUGGGACAAUCACCAAGGCUCAGUCACUCUGGUUGGAGAUGCGGCGCACGCCAUGACCAUGUAUCGAGGAGAGGCUGCCAAUCACGGCAUGUUGGAUGCGUAUCAUCUGAGUCAGGCUCUGAAGGAAGUGCAUGCGGAAGGGAGAGCACAGAGAGACGCAAUCGACAGAUUUGAAGAGGAAAUGAGAACCAGGACAAGUCACGCAGUACAGAUGAGUCGACAAGCAUGUUUCGAUGCCCAUGACUGGAGCAGAUUAAACGAAAGUUCGGCGGUGUUGACCAAGAGAGCCGUGACAGCGCAGUAG
Molecule: messenger RNA, 1215 nt
Organism: Exophiala oligosperma
Lineage: Eukaryota; Fungi; Ascomycota; Eurotiomycetes; Chaetothyriales; Herpotrichiellaceae
Exons: 2
Coding region: 1-1215 (404 amino acids)
Molecular function (GO): FAD binding
Source: RefSeq, a predicted model, not a curated record